UGUUAUAGACAGCAAACAAUUUAUGAUUGUCAUCUGUAUAUUUCAUGUAAACAGUGACGUUUAAUAAUCUUUCCGGAGUUUUUAAUAUAUGAAAGUUUUGUGAACGAUACGUAAAGAUUAAUGCAGCUAUGAUGAGAGAGUGGCAUUAUAUAAUCUUUUUCAGGGCAACUAUCGUCGGCUUGAUUCUCGUAUCGUCUCGCCAAACAUCGCCCAAUUCUCGUCCAAAUAUUGUUCUAUUUGUUGCCGAUGACCUAGGCAUUGGUGAUGUCGGUUGCUAUGGAAACACAACUAUUCGAACCCCUAAUAUUGAUAAUAUGGCGAAUGAGGGUGUCCGUCUGACGCAGCAUAUAGCUACAGCUAGUAUGUGUACCCCCAGCAGAGCAGCGUUCCUGACUGGGAGAUACCAGGCCAGAUCAGGUAUGUCGACAACAGGUUCAUUUAGGGUGACAUUUUGGCAGGCUAGUACCUCCGGACUUCCUGAAGAAGAAGUAACAUUUGCCGAAUUAGCAAAACAAGCUGGUUACAAAACAGCAUUGCUCGGAAAAUGGCACCUGGGCGAACAUUCUUCCUUUUGGUCACGUGAUUACAAAAAACAUCCCUUGAAUCAAGGUUAUGACCAAUUUUACGGUCCACCACUUGGAAACUACAAAGAUUUUGGUGAGGAGGGUGACAGUACAUUUGGUAGUGCAGCACCUCAUCUCUUUACAGCUCUCCGUGUCGCGAUCAUCAUUGUUCUUUUAACGUUAAUCAUUGCAAAAAAGAAAGGACUAAUUAAAAUGAAAAUGUGCGCGCUUUUAUGUUUCAUUACCUUCAUUCCAUUACUAUACAUAUACUUCAUAACGGCUCAUUUCAAAAUAGUGAAUAGUUUCAUACUUCGUGAUAAAGAAGUAGUAGAACAGCCAGUCCGAUUAAACGGUCUGACAGGACGAAUUGUAAACGAGGCUGUUGAAUUUCUGCGCAAUAGGUCAGUUGACGAAGAGCCAUUCUUGCUUCAUGUAGCUUGGUUACAUGUUCACACUUUUCUUGACCCUUCUCAAAAGUUCAAAGGUCGUUCACGACAUGGUCGUUAUGGAGAUUGUGUUGAAGAAAUGGACUGGGGGACAGGAAAGAUUUUAGAGGCUCUAGAUAAAUAUGGUUUCAGCAACAACACUGUUGUGUAUUUUACCUCUGACCACGGUGCUCAUUUAGAGGAAUUUGGAAUGAAAGGACAAGUUGAUGGUGGAAGUAAUGGUAUUUAUAAAGGUGGUAAAACACACGGAACUUUUGACGGUGGUAUUAGAGUCCCUGGAAUCAUUAAAUGGCCAAAGAACAUUAAAGCUGGGACCACUGUUGAUGAAAUGACAUCACAUAUGGAUAUUUAUUAUUUAAUUGCCAUGGUAACUGGGACACAAGUUUCUGCAGACAGACAGAUCGAUGGGAAAAAUAUUUUAAAACUUAUCAAAGGUGAGGAAUCAAUAUCACCCCAUGAAUUCCUAUUUCACUAUUGUACGGAUGAGAUCCAUGCUGUCAGAUACCGUCCACGAACAGGAUCAAUAACGUGGAAAUUAGCAUUUAGAGAGCCAGACUAUCUCGAAAACAAGACACGAUGUCGCUUUAGUUGCUCGUGUGACCAUGCACGUCUAUUAGACCCACCCGUCCUGUAUAAUCUGAUAAUGGACCCACAAGAGAAUCAACCGAUAAGAUCAGAUCUUAAUGAAGAAACGAAACAGAUAACUGAUAAAAUAAUUACAUCAGUAGCUAAUCAUUUAAAAUCAAUAGAACCAGUUGAAAAUCAAUUUUCUGUAAAGAACGCAAUGUGGUUACCUCAGUUACAAGAAUGCUGCAAUUUCCCAUACUGCACUUGUAUUGACAGGAAGUAUGCAGAUCCUGAAAGUCACAUGGACAUGGAUGUAUAGUUUAAUUUAGAAUUAUUUUAGAAUUAUUGCAAUUACAAGUGAGCAAAGUUUAUACUUUUCAAGCGAAACGGCAAAAGGGAAUGAACGAUAAAUUGUUGAAUUGAGAUAUUAAAGUAUCCUUACCACAGAAUAACACAUUUCUUACCUUUGGAAUUAUAUAUAAGCUAUGCCGAAUUAUAGAAUCCUAUAACCUGAUAAUACUGUAUAAAACGCCUUGUUAAAGUUUGACAUCAGAUUGAAUGUUUGUAUAUGUGAAACAAGAAAAGAGAAUUUGUUUCGUCUUAUGCAUUUGUAUUUUGGGCUACGCCACACUUGAAAACGUUCUACUGAUUCUCACUUAAUAUCUACCACUGAUUCUCACUCAAUAUCUACCACUGAUUAUCACUCAAUAUCUACCAACUCUUCAUCUCGUACUGAUACAAAUAAAUGUCCCCUUUGUAUAAAGUUUGUACGUAUUAGGCUCUUCUUGUUCUUUGGCUGUCAAAAACGGAUGAACAUCGACAUUCAUGCAUCCACGAAAAACUAUAUUUGACCCAUGAAAAAAGCUUCAGAUGUAAUCAAAAUAUUUCAAUGUACAAAGUUGUUCUGGGUCGGCGUCUUAGAGGGUAGAUAUUGCCCAUACAUAAAAAUACAUAAAAUAGCAUAAUAUACUCAUCAGCCCUUAGUACAAGAACAGUUUGUUAGACAACCCUGCAUAACUUUUCACAACAAGAAAUAACAGUUCUGUCAUUAUAACACCAUUAAACAGCCACGGCAAAAGUCAUUUUUUUUCACGAAUACAAAAAUCAGAAAUAAUUUUUACAGAUAAAUGCAGAUUAAUCUCGGCCAAGUAUCUUUUAUAAAGAUACUUCUUGUUGAAAGUUAUUCUGUAUUAAUGACAAACUAUUGAUUAAAGCUUUACAUGCAAGUUGUGAGAUUUUUUUGUGAUUU
Molecule: messenger RNA, 2825 nt
Organism: Ruditapes philippinarum (Manila clam)
Lineage: Eukaryota; Metazoa; Mollusca; Bivalvia; Venerida; Veneridae
Product: steryl-sulfatase-like
Exons: 7
Coding region: 129-1895 (588 amino acids)
Molecular function (GO): arylsulfatase activity
Source: RefSeq, a predicted model, not a curated record